CAUACCCCAUUACCCCAAACUUUUUACCCUCUCUCUCUCUCUCUUUUUCUUGCUACCUCAUCAAACACUGUCACAGCCCACAUGCACUCUUCUCUUUUUUAAACCCACGCUCACGCAAACAAACAACAUCACUCCAUUUUCUAACCAUUCUUUGAGACUCACUCUUCACUCACCACUUAGUUCGGUUGCAAUGGAAGAAGGCUACUACAAGAAGAAGAGCCAGGUGCCAGCAUUUGGGAGCUGGGAUUGGAACGAUAAUCUACCUUUCACACAGUGCUUUGAGACAGCGAGACAAGCUGGUUUGCUACGAUGUAGCUACUCUGAAUCUGAAGACCGUGAUCUUUACGUUACAGGGGAUUUGUACGAGAACAAUGUUGUCACUCCAGCCAUGAUUGUUGUUCCUCGCAGAAGGAAAAAGGUGUUUGACCAACAUGAAAGAGAAACAAAAUUGAAGAAUUGGAUCAGUGAUGAUGUGGAUAAUUCACCACCCAGUUCACCACCAUCGCGAAGGCCAACUUCUAAGCCUGUUGAUGAGGACCUGUACAAGAUCUCACCAGGGCUUCUUUAUGCCAAAGCUAAAAAGAAGAGAGGUCUGUGUUUCUUUUCUAGUUGCUUGUUGCCAACUUGCAUUUCUUGAAGCUCACAGAAGGGUCAAUGCCAAUGUAUAUAUAAGUGAAAUAGAGAAAUAGAUACUUCGAUUGAAUGAUGCUAUGUGAAAGCAGCAUAUUUUGAGCCCAGUAAGAUCAUUAUUAUAGUGAUGAUCGACAUGGGAUGAUCUUGUUGCCAAUUUAGAGGGUGGCUUUUGGUUUCACUUUUGCUUUUGCGUUUUAGUCUUUGAUGUAAUAUGGUUGAGUUCUUGUUAUGCCUACAAACUGGAUUUGAAAAAGUGUGUAAAGAAUGAGAAGAAAGGAAGUUCUUAGAAAAAGUUCAUCUGUC
Molecule: messenger RNA, 936 nt
Organism: Vigna angularis (adzuki bean)
Lineage: Eukaryota; Viridiplantae; Streptophyta; Magnoliopsida; Fabales; Fabaceae
Exons: 4
Coding region: 191-637 (148 amino acids)
Source: RefSeq, a predicted model, not a curated record